ACGAAACGGCAUGAAACGCACAAGAUCUUAUGUCAUCGCUGUCAAUAUUUUUGUUGUGUAUUUCAAUGGGUUUGUUUAUUUAUCAUGUCUAAUAAAGCAACUGUGUACAUAUCCAAUCUUCCGUUUACAUUAACAAAUAACGACCUGCACAAAAUAUUUGAAGUUCACGGGAAAAUUGUGAGAGUGACGAUCUUAAAGGAUAAAAGCCGACGAAGCCGUGGAGUCGCCUUCAUCCAAUUUCAAAAGCCUGAAGAAGCCGAAACAUGUUCCAAAGCCGUCGACAACACAGAGAUGUUUGGCCGAACGCUGAAAGCGAGCAUUGCCAAUGACAACGGUCGUAGUGCUGAAUUUCAAAUAAAACGAACAUAUACAGAGAAGCGAAUCUGCUUCGAAUGCGGUUCCGAUGGGCACCUGAGUUACAAAUGUCCCGGCAAUGUAUUGGGAAAUCGCGAACCGCCGCCCAAGAAAAUUCGUAAAAAGAAGAAAACGAAUGACGAAGCCGCUUUUGACUAUUGGAAAGAUGACAGUGAUAGUGCCGAAGAUACAAGCAAAGGUCCGGCAAGCGAAUCAGAAGUAGUGAUUAAGAAACCAAAAUAUAAGAAAAGUGCGUACCUGAGCGACGAGGAAGAGUUAAGCGAAUGAAGCGUUAUUGUAGAUUGUGAGGUAUGGUGUAAAUAGCAAUUUUAAUAUUUUAAAAAUUAAUCGAAUAAUAAAGCAAUUUAGUGAACGGCAUUCGUGUUGUCUUCUCGUCGUUCUCAAGCUAUCCGUCAUCCUCUUCUUUGAUCUCUUUGUAGCACUGUUUACAGAACAGAUC
Messenger RNA from Bradysia coprophila, 814 nucleotides. RefSeq names its product zinc finger CCHC-type and RNA-binding motif-containing protein 1-like. Gene Ontology annotation, cellular component: U12-type spliceosomal complex. Lineage: Eukaryota; Metazoa; Arthropoda; Insecta; Diptera; Sciaridae. Gene Ontology annotation, biological process: mRNA splicing, via spliceosome. The record is from RefSeq and is a predicted model, not a curated record. Gene Ontology annotation, molecular function: zinc ion binding; RNA binding.